This is a messenger RNA of Chrysochloris asiatica (Cape golden mole), 1533 nucleotides long. RefSeq names its product solute carrier family 16, member 14 (gene SLC16A14). The record is from RefSeq and is a predicted model, not a curated record. Gene Ontology annotation, biological process: transmembrane transport; monocarboxylic acid transport. The coding region runs from base 1 to 1533 and encodes 510 amino acids. Gene Ontology annotation, molecular function: monocarboxylic acid transmembrane transporter activity. The transcript is spliced from 4 exons. Lineage: Eukaryota; Metazoa; Chordata; Mammalia; Afrosoricida; Chrysochloridae.
AUGUAUGCGAGUCAUGAAGACGUUGGGUGCGAUUCUGAAGAUGACACCAAAGAUAAGAAGAUGCUUAAACCCCAUGCAGACAUUGAUGGCGGAUGGGCCUGGGUGAUCGUGUUUUCAUCUUUCUUUGUGCACAUCCUCAUCAUGGGCUCUCAGAUGGCCCUGGGCGUCCUCAACGUGGAGUGGCUGGAAGAAUUCCACCAAAGCCGUGGCCUCACUGCCUGGGUCAGCUCCCUCAGCAUGGGCAUCACCUUGAUAGUGGGUCCUUUCAUCGGCUUGUUCAUCAACACAUGUGGAUGCCGCUGGACAGCGAUCAUCGGCGGGGUCCUGAACGCUCUGGGCUGGGUGCUGAGCGCCUCCGCUGCCAGCCUGCAUUAUCUCUUCUUUACAUUUGGAGUGGCAGCUGGUUUCGGGAGCGGGAUGGCCUACCUCCCAGCGGUCGUCAUGGUGAGCAGGUAUUUCCAGAAGCGCCGAGCCCUGGCGCAGGGCCUCAGCACCACAGGGACAGGGUUUGGUACCUUCCUAAUGACCCUUCUGCUAAAGUACCUCUGCGCCGAGUAUGGGUGGCGGAACGCCAUGUUCAUCCAAGGCGCCGUCUCCUUGAACCUGUGCGUUUGCGGGGCGCUCAUGAGACCCCUCACUUCUGGGAAAGAUAGAACUGACUCUGCAGAGAGAGAUCCGCCAGUCAUCCCGACUCACUCCACGGAGUCUGUGAAAUCAAAUGGGCAGGUGGGCAGAGCCGAAGGCAAGGACGAGGUCCCAGCCAACGAGGAGCCCCUCUGUGACCUGCAGGCCCAGGAGUGCAAAGACUCGGCCCGGCGCAGGAGGAGCCUGUGUGCUUUUCGGGCUCUUAAGACUCUGAGCCAGCUCACCCGGAAGAUCAAGCAGGGUUUCCGGGAUUGGUACUCAGGUUACUUUGGGGCAGCCUCACUUUUCACCAACAGGAUGUUUGUAGCCUUUAUUUUCUGGGCUUUGUUUGCCUACAGCAGCUUUGUUAUCCCUUUCAUCCACCUCCCAGAGAUCGUCAACCUGUAUCACUUAUCGGAACAGAACAGUGUUUUCCCUCUGACCUCUAUUAUAGCAAUACUCCACAUCUUUGGGAAAGUGUUCUUAGGCAUCUUGGCCGACCUCCCAUGCAUCAGCGUUUGGAAUGUCUUCCUGGUGGCCAACGUCACUCUUGUCAUCAGCAUUUUCAUCCUGCCGUGGAUGCACACUUACGCUGGGCUGGCAGUUGUCUGUGCUCUAGUUGGAUUUUCAAGUGGCUACUUCUCCCUGAUGCCAGUAGUGACGGAAGACCUGGUCGGGAUGGAACACCUGGCGAAUGCAUAUGGCAUCAUCAUCUGUGCCAACGGCAUCUCUGCAUUGCUGGGACCACCUUUUGCAGGGUGGAUCUACGACAGCACACAAAAAUACGAUUUUUCCUUCUAUAUAUCUGGUUUGCUUUAUAUGGUAGGAAUCCUCUUUUUGCUCAUUCAACUGUGUAUUCGGAUUCUGGCACAAUCCAGGAAAAAAUACAUGGCUGAUGCCCAGGUUUAG